CCACCGGUGGGUCAUAUCGCAGGAAUGGAUAGUAUACCACGACCCAGCGGUGGGUCAUAUUGCACUGAACGUGUUAAGGUCUUUCUUGCACUAUUGACUGUAACAUGUAUACUGUAUGGAUUAUGAGUGCUUGAAGAACAGCUGUUUGUAGCUCAAACCCCCCGCCCUGAGCGAGCGUCCAUGGUCACAAGCGCCCGCCCUUUAGGGGUUGAGUUACAUCAACAUUCUACUGCACAUAGAUGUUUUUGUCAUGUGUAAACAUUUUAUACCAAGGUUGGACAGUUCAGUGUUUGAAAUUUUUUCUGUCGAAGCCUUUGAUUUAGUCAUUAUCUCACCUCUUGCCUUACAGGGAAGGACAUGAUGGAGCCCCUGUGUGAGGCUGUAAAGGUGGAGGUGGAGGAGGAGCCAACAGGCAGCCAGGCUUCAUCCGCCUCCCAGCAGCCCACAGAGGUGGACAGAGUGAGCGACCACUCCGAGGAUGCUUUCUCCCAGUGUGAUGAGAUUGCUAUCAAGGAGGAGGAGGAGGAGGAGAGCAUGGAAGACUUUGACCCAGUCACUGGCUAUACUGUCUUUGUCCCUGCGCUGAAGUCCAAGCCAAGUAGCACCAGCGACCACUCCGAGGAUGCUCUGACCCAGUGUGACGAGAUUGGUGUUAAGAAGGAGGAGGAGGAGGAGCCCAUUGAAGACUUGGACCCAGUCACUGGCUGUGGCACCUUUGUCCCUGCGCUGAAGUCCAAGUCAAAAAGCAACAG
Eriocheir sinensis (Chinese mitten crab) is the source of this 752-nucleotide messenger RNA. RefSeq lists its product as uncharacterized. The record is from RefSeq and is a predicted model, not a curated record. Lineage: Eukaryota; Metazoa; Arthropoda; Malacostraca; Decapoda; Varunidae.